CAAAUUCCGGGCCUUUGAGGCUUUCAUAUUUAACGCUGUGGGUAUCGCCUCUUAACUUAUACCGGGCGUAUUCGCGCCCCGCAUGGAGGAAAUCCAUUCGAUAGAAAAUGGCGUUUACAGAUUGAGUUUCAGGAAGUUUUGAGUUGGACAUAUUUCAGGCGUGGCGGUGGAAGGAUUUGAUUGGUUUUACUAACUGAAAUAACGACUAAAGAGGUUUAACGAUGGACAGAUGUGCUAAAGUUGGUCUUGUAUUGUUUUUGGUAUCGGACUUUAUUCAAGAUGGGGCGUGCGGGUCUGAGGACGGCAAAGGGAAUAUUGGCGGGCUGGUGGCAGCCACAGUGGCAGCCUUCUUCUGCCUUUUAGCCAUCGUCAUCAUGAUCAUGGUCGCGUUAUUAUGGCGUGACUGGUAUAUGCAGCGACAGUUGCGGAAGGGGCGGCGGCGCGUCCCCCGGCGGUCCACACGGAAGAGUUUCUGGCGCUCCCAGUCCCAACACAGCCUCACCCUGACGCCUCAGUCACAGCGAAAACUAAAAGUGCGUGUCGUCCCAACGACCGGAAACAAGCACACCAGCGGCAGUGGCGAGCAGAUGCAUGCCGAUGCCUGGGUCACUUCUCUGCCUCCUGUCGUUGCCACCGAGGAGAAGAUUAGAACAUUGCAAUUCGAGCCGGAAGAAGAAGAAGCUGUAAUAGUAGCAGACAUCAUGCCAGACCAAAACAACCUCAGGGAAACACGCCAUCUUCGAUCCACAACACAACCCAAGCACUAUACCCAAGACUUCCUGCACGCGACCACCAAGGCGGAAGUGACGUCUUCACAGCCUACGCAACAAAUCAUUACUCUUACCACCGCAAGUAGAGAAACAAAUCCCGACAUGCGCACAACGUACGUCCCCUUAGGAUCCGAACGAGCAACUCACAGUUACACAAACUUAGGGGUGACGGCACCGGCCGUGAAGAGUCAUGAAUCGUAUCACGUGCGGGCCACACAGAUAUCCCAAACGGCGCGGCCCACCAGCGACCAACAGAGUGACAUUUUUAUUUCACCCCUCAUUCCGGAUACAAGCAGGCCACAAGAUGCAGACGUAAUUAUUUUCGAUUCAGAUGACGAAGCCGGCAACAUACCGAACAUUUAUGGACAGAAGGGCGAUGUCUUGUAUUAGGCAUUCAGUCAUCUCUGUAGUUGCAACUGUUCCUGACCAAAACUGGUUCUUUUAUAGACCACGCAAACGAUGACGCUUAUCAUGACAAAACUUGUGCCAAGACGUUUUAUAUGAUAAAUACUCAUUCCGGGGAAUAUUUUGCCCGUUUUGCCUUGAAUAUAUCGUAAAUUGUUUUCCCAUGUUAUUACAUGUACAUAGAUUACUAGUAUGCCAAUGGUAUGCAACAUAGCUGUUAAUUACUACAAUGUAAAUACAAAUAUGAUCAGAGUUUGGUACAUUGUUGCUUCAGUAUUUGUACAUAUUUAUUUGAGUAUUAAACAGAAAAAACACCA
Messenger RNA from Mya arenaria, 1492 nucleotides. RefSeq lists its product as uncharacterized. NCBI's taxonomy places the organism in Eukaryota, Metazoa, Mollusca, Bivalvia, Myida, Myidae. Bases 222 to 1160 code for a protein of 312 amino acids. The transcript is spliced from 6 exons. The record is from RefSeq and is a predicted model, not a curated record.